This is a messenger RNA of Lodderomyces parapsilosis, 1203 nucleotides long. RefSeq lists its product as uncharacterized. Gene Ontology annotation, cellular component: mitochondrion. The transcript has a single exon. NCBI's taxonomy places the organism in Eukaryota, Fungi, Ascomycota, Pichiomycetes, Serinales, Debaryomycetaceae. The coding region runs from base 1 to 1203 and encodes 400 amino acids. Gene Ontology annotation, molecular function: (S)-2-hydroxy-acid oxidase activity; (S)-2-hydroxyglutarate dehydrogenase activity. The record is from RefSeq and is a predicted model, not a curated record.
AUGUUCAACGUCUCAGCCAGACGACUAUUCCAUACUACAUCUACCCAAUUAUCAGAAUUUUCUCACAUUGUCAUCGGAGGAGGUGUUGUUGGUGUAGCUACUGCAUCUGAACUACAACAACAAUCAGGUAACAAUGUGCUUCUCGUUGACCAACACGACAGUUUGGGUCAAGAGACUACAUCGCGUAAUAGCGAAGUGAUACAUGCUGGAUUAUAUUACCCCAAAGCUAGCUUGAAAGCACAAUUAUGUAUUGCUGGUAAAAACAAAAUUUAUCAAGCUUGGAAUCUGGGGAAUUUGCCAGUUGAUUUAAAGCAAUGUGGUAAGUGGGUUGUUGCUCAAGAUAAUGUUGAGGAGGAGUAUUUGCACAACUUGGAGCUCAAUGCUAAGGAAUUGGAUGUUCCAGUGCAUUUUGUGCCCACAAAUAAAGCAAAGCAGCAAUACCCACUAAUUCGUGCCAACAAAGCCAUACUUGAAAGCCCCACUUCUGGAAUCAUAUCGGCCCAUGAAUUUGUCUCAUUUCAUGAAGCCAAUUUUGAAAAUAGUGAGGGAACAAUUGGAUUAAACAGUAGGGUGGUUGGCAUUUCACAUAACCCAGGCACUUCCAACUAUACGAUUACGGUCGAUGUUGAUGGUGAAGUAAUGGAAAUCACCAGUGAUAAUGUGGUCAACUCAGCUGGACUAUUUGCUGCAGACAUAGCCAACAUGGUCUUACCUCAACAACGACACUACAACUACUAUUACGCCAAGGGCAAUUAUUUCAGCUACACUCCCGAAACACCAAUUGGUCAAAAAAUUACCGAUAAGCUAAUCUAUCCUUGCCCAAACCCCAAUGCUUCCUCGUUAGGUACUCACCUAACUCUCGAUUUAGGCGGUCAAUUGAAAUUCGGACCUGAUUUGGAAUGGUUGGAUGUGACCAAUGCCAGUGAAAUUGAUUAUACGCCGAAUCCCCGCAACUUACAACCAGCUUAUGAAGCAGUCAAGCAAUAUUUCCCAGCAAUCACGCCAAAUUCAUUAUCGCCUUCGUAUUCUGGAGUAAGACCAAAGCUACUCUCAGCAAAAGAGAGUAAGCAAAAAUUUGCUGAUUUCGUAAUCAAGGAAGAAGAAGGGUUUCCCGGGUUUGUUAACCUCUUGGGGAUCGAAAGCCCUGGAUUGACUGCAGCUUGGGCAAUUGCCGAUUACGUAAAGGAUAUUUACCAUAAAUAG